UCUCUCUACUAAAGCACUAGUUUAGAAACUCAGACAGUUCUGAGCACGAGAACAAGAGACAGAAGAAGGAGAGACUCAGAGAAUCAUGAUGGUUGAGUUCAAAUGGAUUUCUUUAUUUCUUCCAGCGGUGCUUCAGUUUACAGCAGCAGCUGAAAAUCUUCCCCUCUCCUUCACUGUCAGAGUUGGAGAUGACGUCACUUUGCCUUGUGAAAAUGUGAAAGACGGUCAGAAAAACUGUGAAUAUACUAUAUGGCUCUUCAGUGGUUCAGGGAGCAGAUCAGCAGUAGCGCUGUUUGAACAUGGACAGAUUCACAAUGAAGCCAAAUCUAAAUCAGACAGACUGAGUGUUACAGAGAACUGUUCUCUGGUUAUAAAGAAGGUCACAGUCGAGGAUGUUGGUCGUUAUUACUGCAGACAGUUUAAAUCAUGGCAACAACAAGCUCCAGACUCUCUGGUUCAUCUGUCUGUUAUUACCAUGACUGAACGUAAGGACGCUGAUGAGGUGACAUUAACCUGCUCUGUGUCGACACGUGAACAGUUCUGUAGACACACAGUGAAGUGGCUGUAUGAGGGUAAAGACGUGGACAAAGAUAACAAAGACAUGAAGUCAUCACAAGACAGUGUCCGCCUCCAUGGGCACAGAGUCACUCUGUUUAAUACCACAGUCACAGACAUCCUUGACACCAUUGCCCCACUCAAGCUUAAGAGAUCUAAACUCAAAGUUCAGCCUUGGCUUAAUAGUGAGACCCGUGCCCUUAGACAGGAAUGCUGGAAGGCAGAGAGGAACUGGAAGAAGAAUAAACUGCAAGUUUACACCCAGCCCUAA
Messenger RNA from Micropterus dolomieu (smallmouth bass), 826 nucleotides. RefSeq lists its product as uncharacterized. The record is from RefSeq and is a predicted model, not a curated record. The coding region runs from base 86 to 826 and encodes 246 amino acids. NCBI's taxonomy places the organism in Eukaryota, Metazoa, Chordata, Actinopteri, Centrarchiformes, Centrarchidae. Gene Ontology annotation, molecular function: MHC class II protein binding; protein tyrosine kinase binding. Gene Ontology annotation, cellular component: membrane raft; external side of plasma membrane. The transcript has 4 exons. Gene Ontology annotation, biological process: T cell activation; positive regulation of ERK1 and ERK2 cascade; interleukin-15-mediated signaling pathway.